UUAUGCCAUUUCCGAAGCUGGCACGGGUUGGGAUUAAAGGGAAAAAAGGGGAGAAAAUGUUGAUACCUAAAGAGCUGAGAGUGCCUGACUGAAACAAGCUAAACCCUUUAUACAUUUCACAAGCAAGGGUUUAAGAGGUAUCCCAACUUUCUUUUAUACACUGUGCUCUUCAGAAUCCAAAUAUUUUGUUCAGACAUUUCGUCAAACACUUGGCGUGCAGCUCUAGUUCAGAAUAUUUCAACAUCACUUAGGGAUCAACUACUGUCGUAUUCUUACAUGUUCUCCAUUAUACAGUGAAUUUUAGGAAUGACAUGAACUUUUGAGUUUAUAUAUUCAAGUUCCAAUGCGUCGUCGGCUUAGUAUUUUUGGUCAUCACUUGCUUACUAAGUACUCAUAUCCUCUAUGUAAUUCUACUGUAUUACAAGCUGGGUCAUGUAGAUUGAAACCUAGAAAUAAUGGGGUUAUGUUAUUUAGAGCUUUUAUGUACACUUCAACACAUAAUAGGAGGGUCUUGGACCCCGAUGACCCGUCUACCUUAAUGAAGGAGGAUGGUGUUGCUGUUUGUUCACAAAUGUGGAUUGAAAAUUUCCGAGACCCCGAAAGAACAGCUACUAAUUUGGUCAGUUAUUUGAGGAGAUUUGAGUUGUGGGUUUUAGCUUAUCAGAAAGUAUGUGCUGAUGAAAUGGGCGCUUAUAUGCCUCGAAGUGCGGUACAAAGGUCCGCACUUGAGGAUUUGUUGGCUCUUAGGAAUGCUGUUCUUGAUAAUAGGUUUAAGUGGGGUGCUAGGUUGGAGUUUUUUAUUAAGUCACCUAAGGAUAAGACUGAGUAUGAAUCAUUGUCGAAGAGAAAGAUUAGAGCUAUUUUGACGACUACUCAACCGGCUGCUUUUCAAGAUAAGAUUGUUCAGGAGGUUUUGUUUAUGAUUCUAGAGCCAAUUUAUGAAGCUCGGUUUUCGCAGAAGUCGUUUGCAUUUAGGCCCGGGAGGACAGCUCAUACUGUAUUGAGGGUUGUACGGAGGAGUUUUGCAGGUUAUUUGUGGUAUAUAAAAGGGGAUUUGAGUACGGUAUUGGAUGGGAUGAAGGUUGGGAUAGUUAUUAGUGCUUUGAUGCGGGAUGUUAGAGAUAAGAUGGUGAUUGAUUUGGUGAAAUCUGCAUUGGUUACACCUGUGAUCACUAGUCAGGUUGAUGAAGCAGAGAAGAAGAAAAAGGUAAAGAGGAAGUACCAGAAAAAGAAAAUAUUAGCUGAUGAUGAACCAAAGCCUGACCCAUUUUGGCUAGAAUCAUUUUUUGGAUUUGCUCCGGAGGAAGCUGAGAAAGUUCCAUCUUGGGGGCAUUGUGGAAUCCUUAGCCCCCUUUUGGCUAAUGUUUGCCUUGAUGAAUUGGAUCGCUGGAUGGAGGGUAAAAUUAAAGAAUUUUAUAAGCCUUCCAAGAGUGAUGUCAUAUGGAAUGCUCCAGAUGGAGAAAUUGAACAGGGAAAUACAUCCUGGCCAGAAUUUGUUCCCACCAGUGGACCGGAUAAGACCCGGAAAAUUGAUUAUGUACGUUUUGGUGGUCAUAUAUUGAUUGGAGUUAGGGGACCCAGAGCAGAUGCUGCUACACUGAGAAAACAGUUAAUUGAGUUUUGUGAUCAGAAGUAUAUGCUUAAGCUAGACAAUGAGUGCCUUCCUAUUGAACACAUAACAAAGGGUAUAAUGUUUCUUGACCACGUAUUGUGUCGUAGAGUGGUGUAUCCCACUCUUCGUUAUACUGCAACCGGGGGGAAGAUUAUAAGCGAAAAAGGUGUCGGGACAUUACUGUCAGUUACAGCAAGCCUCAAACAGUGCAUUAAACAAUUUAGAAAGUUAAAUUAUCUCAAGGGGGAUAGAGAUCCAGAUCCGCAACCAUGCUUCAGAAUGUUCCAUGCCACUCAAGCUCACACGAAUGCGCAAAUGAACAAAUUUCUUUCUACAAUGGUUGAAUGGUAUAGAUUUGCUGACAACAGGAAGAAAAUUGUCAAUUUUUGCUCUUAUAUUAUCAGGGGAUCGCUUGCAAAGCUCUAUGCUGCAAAAUAUAAGCUCAGGUCACGAGCAAAGGUUUACAAGAUUGGCGCUAGGAACCUAAGUCGGCCUAUCAAGGAGAAAAAAGGGCAGUCACCAGAGUAUCAUAAUUUGCUGAGAAUGGGCCUUGCAGAGUCGAUCGACGGGCUUCAGUACACUCGGAUGUCUCUUGUGCCAGAGACUGAUUACACUCUGUUUCCAACUGGUUGGAGGCCAGAACAUGAGAAGGCUUUGAUUGAAUAUAUAAAGCUUGAUGAUCCAAAAACUCUUGAGGAGCAAAGGCAAUGCCUUAGUGAACAAGGUCUGGUAUCACCACAAGAUUACACUUCUAUGCUGGUGUGGAACUACAAAAGAAGUGCUCUGCCAAAACUAGAGCAAUGUUCUACAACUGAAAAGAGAGAAGAAAUGUUAGUGGAAUCAAAUGAUAAAUCUGAUGACCAACUGGCUGGAGAUGAGAAAGAGAAUGGAAUUAGUUAUUAUGCAGAACAAAUGUGAUAUCUUCUUGCUAAAAGAUUGAGGUUGCAAGAAGAGCUGGUUGUAGGGAUUAAUGUGGAUAGUAAUUUCCCUUCGCUGUUGUCAUCUGGUUACUAAUCCUACACAGUUUUUGCGAUGACAAUGAUGUAAGCAUGGCUGAACUCUCGGACGAUGUCCCAUGUUGACCUACCUAUAUGAAUUAUAUACAAUUUUGAGCACUUUGAGCUAACCCCCACCAAUGGCCAGUGGCAAGAUCUACUGUACAAUGUACAUAGUGAUGCAUCAUAUUCACAUUUAGGUCGCUGCACUUCGGACAACUUGCAUUGUCUCUCAACUCUAUUCUUUAACUGUCUUGUUCAAAUAGGUCUUAAAAUGCAUUGCCUUUGGUUGUUCCUUGAUCUUUCAAGCACAAAGUUGGUGGUGAAACUUGUAAAUAAUGGAAUCAAAGUAAAUUCAAAA
This is a messenger RNA of Daucus carota subsp. sativus, 2968 nucleotides long. Its product is annotated as nuclear intron maturase 2, mitochondrial. Bases 344 to 2530 code for a protein of 728 amino acids. NCBI's taxonomy places the organism in Eukaryota, Viridiplantae, Streptophyta, Magnoliopsida, Apiales, Apiaceae. The transcript has 3 exons. Gene Ontology annotation, biological process: mRNA processing. The record is from RefSeq and is a predicted model, not a curated record.